This is a messenger RNA of Gastrolobium bilobum, 996 nucleotides long. Its product is annotated as peroxidase 5-like. NCBI's taxonomy places the organism in Eukaryota, Viridiplantae, Streptophyta, Magnoliopsida, Fabales, Fabaceae. The transcript is spliced from 2 exons. Gene Ontology annotation, molecular function: peroxidase activity; heme binding. Gene Ontology annotation, biological process: response to oxidative stress; hydrogen peroxide catabolic process. The coding region runs from base 1 to 996 and encodes 331 amino acids. Gene Ontology annotation, cellular component: plasmodesma; plant-type cell wall. The record is from RefSeq and is a predicted model, not a curated record.
AUGGGUAAAACUCUAGACAUGAGUAUAAUGCUCUCUAGCUUGGUUCUAAUUCUCUCAGUUAAUUCCUCAUUGGCGUCAGUAUCUUUGAAGGUUGAUUUCUACAAAACUACAUGUCCAUCUGCAGAAGCAAUAGUGAGAAGAGCUGUAAACAAAGCCAUUUCUCUUAACCCUGGCAUCGCUGGUGGCUUAAUCAGAAUGCAUUUUCAUGAUUGCUUUGUGAGGGGCUGUGAUGGUUCUGUAUUAUUAGAAUCCACACCAGGUUACCAAUCUGAGAGAGACCACCCUGCCAACUACCCAAGCUUACGUGGCUUCGAGGUUAUUGAUGAUGCUAAGUCCCAAAUAGAGGCUGUGUGUCCUGAAACUGUGUCAUGUGCAGAUAUUGUUGCUUUUGCUGCUAGAGAUAGUGCUAGCAAACUUGGGGGCUUAAAAUAUGCAGUACCAGCAGGACGUAGAGAUGGUCGCAUCUCUAUUAGCGACGAAGUGGGACAAAAUCUGCCAUCACCAAAAUUCAAUGCUGAGGAACUUAUAAAUUACUUUGCUCGAAAAGGGUUGUCAGCAGAAGAAAUGGUGACACUUUCAGGAGCACAUUCUAUAGGUGUAUCACAUUGUUCCUCCUUCUCUGACCGUUUAUACUCUUUCAAUGCCACUUUUUCUCAAGAUCCCUCUAUGGACCCUACGUUUGCUACAUUGUUGAAAACCAAGUGUCCACCACGGAGCAAUGGUGGUAGUACAGACCCAACGGUGGUGCUCGAUGCUUACACGCCUAACCGUUUGGAUAACAAGUACUAUAAGGGACUGAAGAACCACCGUGGUUUGUUGAACUCAGAUCAGACUUUGCUCGGAAGCAGUUCAAUAAGGCAAAUGGUGCUAAGUAAUGCUAAACAUGGUUCAAGUUGGGCAGUGAAGUUUGCUAAUGCAAUGGUGCACAUGGGUUCCAUAGAUGUGGUGACAGGAUCAGAAGGUGAGAUUAGGAGGCUUUGUAGCGUCGUUAAUUAA